Molecule: messenger RNA, 3659 nt
Organism: Hyalella azteca
Lineage: Eukaryota; Metazoa; Arthropoda; Malacostraca; Amphipoda; Hyalellidae
Product: protein stoned-A-like
Exons: 2
Coding region: 78-3659 (1193 amino acids)
Source: RefSeq, a predicted model, not a curated record
UGUGAUUCCUUCAACACCGCUGCUCAUCUCCAUCUCGUAUACGAUGGAUUGAUGGGUCAAUCCUUAGACAGUAGACGAUGCACAAAAUAAAAAAGGGUAUCAAGAAGAAGAUAAAAGGGAAGAAGGGCAAACACGACGAUGAUGAAAUAUUCACUGAAGAGGAACUAGCGCAAUACAAGAGAGAGAAAGCAGAAGAAGCGCGCAGACUCGCCGAGGAGGAGCAGCAACAUCACGACACUGAAGUCCUCGAGGAAGACGACGUCUACGAGACCGAUCACUAUCCUAGAUCUAACCUUGAAUCCCGGACCUCACCAAAAGAGGGAGAAGAAAAAGACUGGAAAAGUUUUCUUGCUACCACUGAUACUGUUCUCAAACAAACUUCUGAUAAUCUUGAGCACAUCAAAGAGUCGAGUUACUUCCAAACAAAAAAGGGUCUAGAAAGUGACGGUGGACGGCCGGUCCCAGAUUUCGUCGAAUCAUAUUCUCAAAAGGCGUCCGCGUGUACCUCUCCAGUUCCAGCAACCGCGUCUAAGAACUGGGUAGAUUUAGAAAAGGAAGGAAUCGACGACGAAUCUGACGAAGGCCAAACACAGGCAACAGUCGUCAAUGAUAGGCCGCCUUCUCCUCCCAAGAAGAAGCUUCUUGAACUUAAGCCAAUCGAAGAUUUACCUGAAGUUAGUGCUGAAGAUUACGCCGACGUUUUCGACACAACUUAUGUGGACCAGGUAGAGAGUGGGGAACUGAAAUUAAUAAUCCCCGACAGUCCUUCGGAUGAAUAUAGCAACGAGCCAGACCCUUUCGAUACAUCUGCUGUCGAUAAAGUUCUUCACAUCAAUGAGCCUGAACCUGAACCAGAGCCUCAGGUGAUUGCAGGAACCAAAAAAGGAGAGCCUCAGAAGAAACGAAAAAUACAGUUAGUCAGUUUGGGCAAUGCCGUUGAAGUUCUAACUGGAAAAACUCCAAUAAAAACCAAGACAGACGAUGCUAAUGAAAUAAGUCUACUUGGAGACUUUGACGAAGUAGACGUUAAAUCUGAAUCAAAGGUUGAAAAGGAUAAGAAAGUGAACGCUGAAGAGGAAUCUAAAAGUGAAGAAGGAAAGCAAGAAGAAGAGGCUGACACAGUAGAAUCAAACGUUAUAAAUGAUAUCUUAUUCGGAAGUGAUGAUCUCAGUGAAGAAUUGCCCGAAGUAGGAGUGCCCGAUUUGUUUCUCAUUGAUCAAUGCAGGAAGAAAUCUGAAGCUGAUGCGAUAAAAAAUCAAGCUACAGCUUCAUCUCCCGAUUUAUGUGAAAACGCUGAUUCUUCAGAAGAACAAAUUUCGACCAAGGCUCUUGCGGUUAAUGACAUAAUUUCAGAAUUUGAUGUGAUUGAUAAUGUUGACGUAACCGAUGAAUCACUGAUCCCUAAAUGCAGCGAAAGUGAAAUUUUAGAUGAAUUUGAUGCUGAAUUUGUUUCACUAGCACACGAAUCAAUUGCUAAAGCUAAAGAAAAGGAAAUUGAUGAGCUUGGAUUGGACGACGACGAAGAUCCUUUUGAUACUUCGUACGUUUCUCACGAAGUAUUAGACAAAAAGGAAGUCAAUGAGUUUCAAGCAGAUGAUGAUCCAUUUGAUGUUAAAUUAGAUAAUAACAUACUCAAAUCUUCUCAGAGUGAGAAACCUGCUCGACCUGCACCACCUUCUCAGGGAUCCCAGAAUCCUGACCUCUUCAGUGAUGAGGACCCUCUGACGAACGAUGAAGUAGACCCUUUUGACACGUCUAUCGUGCAUAAAGUUUUACCUAUUGAUCAUUUGGAGACCACUGAAAACGACGCAGACCUCGCAUCUACUUUACAGCCACAUUCUGGCGGUACCAUUACCAAAUCGGAAAGUUUUGAUCCCUUUGACACAUCCGCAGCUGAUGCGUUCGGAGUAACAGAACUUAAAGUCCUUGAAAGUGAACUUCUAUCGGGUCCAAAUAAUCCUAUUCCAUUGACUAGAGGAGAAUCAGACGAUUUUGACUUUAAUCCACGAGAAGGUGAAGAAUCAACCAAACCGGAUUCUCCGAAAGACUUUUUCACUUCUGAAGUCGACACCAACGAUUCAGCUGUCUUAGAACCUCAAGCCAAAUCCCUAGAAAUCGAGGAGUUAGAUCCCUUUGACACGUCUUUUGCAGAUAAAAUACAAAUAAAAUCAUUAGAAGAAGAACUUUUAGAAAAGCGAGAAAUCAAUGAAGAAAUUUAUCAGGAUACAUUACAAGUAAAGGCUCAACCUCCCCCACGACCACCAAGCCCCGCUUGCCUACUAGUGACAUCUCCAGUCGACGAAGAUAUAGCCCCUGCACUUCAACCUUUAGCUCGCAAUGACUCAAAAAAUAAUUUGGUAGGAGACUUGGAGAACGAUAUUGAUCCUUUUGAUACAUCCAUAGCAGAUUCUUAUGGUAUAACCGAACUUAAAGUAUUAGAGUCGGAAUUAUUGGCCGAAACAGAGGACACUACGCCAGUUCCAAUUUCCACAGCAUCAGAAAAUGAUAUUUUAACUUCAGCACUUGAAAACAAUUCUCUCUCUUUGGAUGUGAAACCAGCUCGUCCUCAAACCCCCGAGUGUUUGCUAGCUGCAACUCCUAUCGACGAGAAUCCGACAUUAGUUCCUCAAUAUCAACCAUCUCAAAUUGAAGCGGAGGACGAUUUUGAUCCAUUUGAUACUUCCAUAGCUCAACAGUUCGGAAAAACUGAAUUGCAUGCACUAGAAUCGCAACUUUUAUCGUCACCAGCUGUUCCUCUGACCGACGCUGACGACUUUGAUCCUCGAGCGGUUACUCCCGAACAUCAUACACUCGAUCGAUCUGAUCAACCGACUUCUCAUUUACAAACAUGUCUGUUGUCAUCGGACACUGAUAAUGAUAAUCCAGUAGAUUUACCUAUCGCACCAUCACUGCCAAAAACGACUAGUGAAGAGAAGGAAUUUGAUCCCUUUGAUACCUCAAUUGCAGACAAAUUAGGAACAACAGAGCUGAAGCAUUUAGAAAACGAACUACUAAGUCAAUCUCAAGCAGACGAAUUUGAUAGCAGCUCAGGAACUAUUCAAAAUAUUCCACAAGAUUUGAAUCUGAAGAGUAAGCCAGAGCGCCCUCUUCAGCCUCCGCAACAGUGUCUGCUGGCAACAACACCGACAGAUUGCAGUCAAUCUCUUCAACCCCAGACGAGCAACCUCAACCUUAGCGCAGACGCUGAGCAAGAAGAUUUUGACCCUUUUGAUACUUCCAUUGCAAACCAAUUUGGAAAAACCGAAAUAAAAGAACUAGAAACGACUUUGCUUGCAGAGAAAAACGAACCAAGUGCUCCUGUAUACAAUUCAGUCGUAUUGAAGACUCUCAACCGAUCUCACGGUUUUGGUGAGAAUAAUACUUCUUUGGCUGAUACGGACGAUACUGAAAAUUUCGACGACUUCGAUCCAAGGAGUGGAGAAAACCGAACAGCUCCCAAACACACGUUGAGUUUACUCGAUUCCGUUGAGGACACGGGCUUAUCAGACGAGUCUCUUCAAGUCCUUCAACCUCUUGAAUUGAGAGCUGAUGAGAUAGAAGACAACGAAGACAUCGAUCCCUUUGACACAACUAUUGCCGCCUGCAUCCUUCCGGGCAAGGCAGAAUUGAAGAUCCUCGAAUCGGAACUCUUGAAUUAA